AUGCUUAUGCGUGACUACUUUGUUGAAAACCCAAAGUUUGGCCCGGUUUGGUUUCGUGAAAGAUUUCGAAUGAGUCAAAGGUUGUUUUUAAAGAUUGUUACUGAUAUUGAGCAACGUUUCGUUUACUUUCAAGAGCGUGUAGAUCGGUUGGGCAGAAAGAUUUUAGCUGCCAUACAAAAAUGCACAUCCGCGGUGGAACAACUUAGAACGGGCAACCCUCCGGAUAACUUUGAUGACUACAUGUGCAUGGCAGCGAGAACUUCUCGCGAAAGCCUUGAUCAUUUUUGCAGCGCGGUCAUUGAGUUAUAUCGUGACGAGUACUUACGUAGGCCAACUAGUCAUGAUGUUUCCCGGUUGUACGAAGCACAUGAACGGAGAAACAAGAUUUGGGGAAUGCUAGGAAGAUUCCUCCAGGGUCGCUCAACGAUAUCAAUGUCUUGA
Messenger RNA from Erigeron canadensis, 441 nucleotides. RefSeq lists its product as uncharacterized. Lineage: Eukaryota; Viridiplantae; Streptophyta; Magnoliopsida; Asterales; Asteraceae. The transcript has a single exon. Bases 1 to 441 code for a protein of 146 amino acids. The record is from RefSeq and is a predicted model, not a curated record.